AUGUCUGAGUUCAACAUCACAGAGACGUACCUAAGGUUUCUAGAGGAGGAUACCGAGAUGACAAUGCCGAUUGCUGCCAUUGAAGCGUUGGUCACAUUGCUGAGAAUAAAAACACCCGAGACGGCGGCAGAAAUGAUUAAUACCAUAAAGAGCUCCACGGAGGAACUUAUUAAAUCUAUUCCAAACUCGGUAUCUUUGAGAGCCGGCUGUGACAUCUUUAUGAGAUUUGUCUUGAGGAAUCUUCAUUUAUAUGGUGAUUGGGAAAAUUGUAAACAGCAUUUGAUUGAGAACGGUCAACUUUUCGUAUCGAGAGCGAAGAAAUCCCGUAAUAAGAUUGCAGAAAUAGGGGUGGAUUUCAUAUCUGAUGAUGAUAUUAUCUUAGUACAUGGUUAUUCAAGAGCCGUAUUUUCGUUAUUGAACCAUGCAGCAAAUAAGUUCAUCAGGUUUAGAUGCGUGGUGACAGAAUCAAGACCAAGUAAGCAGGGGAACCAGUUGUAUUCUUUGCUUGAACAAAAGGGCAUACCUGUUACUCUUAUUGUCGAUAGUGCGGUUGGGGCGGUAAUCGAUAAAGUCGACAAAGUAUUUGUUGGUGCUGAGGGGGUGGCAGAAUCUGGUGGUAUUAUAAAUCUUGUAGGUACUUAUUCUGUGGGUGUGCUAGCACAUAAUGCAAGAAAACCAUUCUAUGUGGUCACUGAAAGUCACAAGUUCGUCCGUAUGUUUCCAUUGUCUUCCGAUGACUUACCUAUGGCUGGUCCUCCAUUAGAUUUCACACGCCGUACGGACGAUGUAGAAGACGCAUUGCGUGGGCCCACUAUCGACUACACCGCUCAAGAAUACAUCACAGCAUUGAUCACAGACUUAGGGGUCCUGACUCCGAGCGCCGUUUCAGAAGAGUUGAUCAAGAUGUGGUAUGACUGA
Messenger RNA from Saccharomyces kudriavzevii IFO 1802, 918 nucleotides. RefSeq names its product translation initiation factor eIF2B subunit alpha (gene GCN3). Gene Ontology annotation, cellular component: eukaryotic translation initiation factor 2B complex. Gene Ontology annotation, molecular function: guanyl-nucleotide exchange factor activity; translation initiation factor activity. The record is from RefSeq and is a predicted model, not a curated record. NCBI's taxonomy places the organism in Eukaryota, Fungi, Ascomycota, Saccharomycetes, Saccharomycetales, Saccharomycetaceae. Gene Ontology annotation, biological process: translational initiation. Bases 1 to 918 code for a protein of 305 amino acids. The transcript has a single exon.